AUGCUGCCGUCCCUUUGCGAAGCUGCGAUUCAAGUUCCACCUCUCUUGCCCAAACUUAGAAAUGAGAGGCGCAACCUUAAUCCGUGCCGCGUUAGCACCAAACAGCGCCGCCCCAGGAUGAAUCGCUCCCGGUCGACCAUCGUCUGGUGGGCACCCCCAAGGCCAGCGUCGAGCUUCGAGAAAAAAGAACGUCUGCUCGCUCCCGGGGAAGUCCAGCGUGCAUUCCGCGCCCUUGUUGGCACCCAUGACCAGCCGCCUUUCCACGCAACACUAGCAACCAUCAUGCUUCCGGAAUCACGGUUAAACAUCAGCCUCAAAGCCCCAAGCCCGUGGUCGUGA
Verruconis gallopava is the source of this 339-nucleotide messenger RNA. RefSeq lists its product as uncharacterized. Bases 1 to 339 code for a protein of 112 amino acids. The transcript has a single exon. Lineage: Eukaryota; Fungi; Ascomycota; Dothideomycetes; Venturiales; Sympoventuriaceae. The record is from RefSeq and is a predicted model, not a curated record.